Molecule: messenger RNA, 843 nt
Organism: Aspergillus chevalieri
Lineage: Eukaryota; Fungi; Ascomycota; Eurotiomycetes; Eurotiales; Aspergillaceae
Exons: 2
Coding region: 1-843 (280 amino acids)
Source: RefSeq, a predicted model, not a curated record
AUGAAGAAAUCGCUGGUUUUCCAACCUCUCCUUCUCAUCAUCCUCGUGACAUCAACAGUUUCCGCCCAAACCUGCUACUUCGUCAAUGGAAACGUCGCGAAAGACGACGUCCCCUGCAACACCACCGCGCCCAUCUCAACCUGCUGCAGCAAAAACGACAUCUGUCUGUCCAACGGUCUCUGCUAUCUGCAGGGUAGUGACGGCCCUUCAUUCUCAAGAGGGAGUUGUACGAAUAAAAACUGGUCGGGAGUUUGUGCUAGUGCGAAGCCGUGUGAAAACCAUACCCCUGGAACCGGGCAUAGGGUGGUAAAUGCGCUCGAAAACCAGUACUGCUGCGGGAGUGUCACCAGCAUCGAUAGCAGCAAUAUCAACUGCGCUCAGGAUCGGGCGUUUUACGUCUCUCCUGGAACUGUGAUCCCCGGUGUUGCAGCGUUGAACGCAUCGGAUACCGGUAAUGGCGUCGACAAUAGCACCGACGGUGAUAACGGCGGAUCCUCGUCGGACGAUAAAUCAACCCGCCUCGCAAUCGGUCUCGGUCUCGGUAUCCCGCUUGGUAUUAUUGCCGGUUCCGCGAUAAUCUGGGGCGCUUGGGAGAGGAAACAACGCGCUGUUUCGGCGAAGGAGCUGCGGGACUUGAAAGCGGGCGCUGCUGCCGCCGCUGCUGGCGGGGCGGGGAUGGCUAUGGGCGGAGUGGCUCCGAAUCAAUAUGGAUAUGGAUAUGGUGUUGCGCCGGCACAGGUGCCGCAAGCACAGUUUAUGCAGCCGGUGGAGUUGGAGCAUACUAGUUCUUUUCCGACGGAGUUGGAUUCGAGGACCGCGGCGAGGGAUCAUAAGCAUACUUGA